GAGCCCCGAGAGCCUCAGGUGCGGGUGGGCUGGGCCGUACCUGUGGGGACCGCAGGGUCCCGGCUGGCUGCGCUGCAAGACCUGCAGGCACCUCGGAGAUGCGCGCCCCGGGCCGACCGCUGAAGAAAGAAGGCGCGGCUCCCCGAGGCCCUUGAGCCUCAGCGGCUAGAGAAGGGGCCAGCAUGGGCCGCAGGCUGCACGCACCUUGCCUGCUUCUCUUCGUCGGGCUCCCAGCAGGGUGUCUGUCCUUGCUGGUCACAGUUCAGCACACAGAACGCUAUGUCACCCUGUUUGCCUCCAUCACCCUCAAAUGUGACUACACCACCUCUGCUCAGCUCCAGGACGUGGUGGUGACAUGGCGCUUCAAGUCCUUCUGCAAGGACCCCAUCUUUGACUACUUCUCUGCCUCAUACCAGGCCGCCUUAUCCCUGGGCCAGGACCCCUCCAACGACUGUAAUGACAACCAGAGGGAAGUCCGCAUCGUGGCCCAGCGGCGGGGACAGAAUGAGCCGGUGCUGGGGGUGGAUUACCGGCAGCGCAAGAUCACCAUCCAGAACCGAGCAGAUCUUGUGAUUAAUGAAGUGAUGUGGUGGGAUCAUGGAGUAUACUAUUGCACCAUUGAGGCUCCAGGUGACACGUCAGGAGACCCAGAUAAGGAGGUGAAGCUCAUUGUCCUACACUGGCUGACAGUGAUCUUCAUCGUCCUUGGAGCCCUCCUUCUCCUGCUGCUGAUUGGCGUGUGCUGGUGCCAGUGCUGCCCUCAGUAUUGCUGCUGCUACAUCCGCUGCCCCUGCUGUCCCACCCGCUGCUGCUGCCCCGAGGAAGCCCUGGCCCGCCACCGCUACAUGAAGCAGGUUCGGGCCCUAGGUCCUCAGAUGAUGGAAAAACCCCUGUACUGGGGGGCGGACAGGAGCUCCCAAGUGUCAUCUUAUGCAAUGAACCCGCUGCUACAGCGAGAUCUGUCCUUACAGUCCAGCCUUCCACAGAUGCCGAUGACCCAGACGGUUCGCCACCCUCCGGUGGCCAAUGGUGUUCUGGAAUAUUUGGAGAAAGAAUUGCGGAACCUCAACCCAGCCCAGCCUCCCGAUCUCCGAGCCAACUCUGGCUACCCUGGCAGCAUGCUGUCCUCCCUGGGCCCUGCAGAGGUUGUGGAACGCAGAGUCAUCCACCUGCCCCCGCUGAUCAGAGACCCACUGUCCUCCAGGACCAGCAACUCCUCACACCAGCAGCGGCUCAACCCCCUUCCUUCUAGACACCAGGAUCUGAGUGAGGCCAGGAGGCAGCGCUAUCACUCGGAUUUCCUCCAAGAGCUCCAGGACCGAGGGAUCAGACCCUGGGCCCCGGGGAGAAGGGAACUGGACCCCAAUUGGAGUGGGAGGCACCAUCGCUCUAGGCCCAACGAGUUCUCCAUGCCCUGGUCAGACUGGGACAGCCUGAGCGAAGGCCCCUCGUCCAGUGAGACCCCUUGGCCCCCCAGACGCCCAGAGCCCCGGGAAGGUGCCCAGAGACACAGAAGACGCAGGCACCGCAGCUACUCGCCUCCCUUGCCCUCGGCCAGUUCUUGGAGCUCUGAAGAAGAAAAAGAGUCGCUGCCCAGGAACUGGGGUGCCCAGCACCGCCACCGCCACCGCCGCCGCCGUUCCCAGUCCCCAAACUGGCCGGAGGAGAAGCCACCCAGCUACCGUUCACUGGAUGUCACUCCAGGCAAGAACAACAGGAAAAAAGGGAAUGUGGAGAGGCGCUUGGAGAGAGAGAGCUCCCAUAGUGGACGGAGUGUGGUCAUUUAGUCUCCAGGCACAAUGCUGCUUCUUGGAUCCCACGCGUUCUCAGCAUCACCAAGAUUUCCAGCUGCCUUGGGAAGGACACUGCACAUGUGUGUCCCGCAGUUUGGACAUAAAUUCUAAGCAUCAAAUAGAAGAGUUUUCAAAACAGGGGUUUAUGGGAUUAAUAGCAAGUUCUCCCUUUGUUUGUGCCCUCUGCAUAUUACAUGAUCUCUGACUUGUAAGGGACCCUAGCUAGGAUGUGAUCCUUUGGGAACACAGUGGCCCAAGUAUUGAAGUGCGUCACGGUGCUCAGGACCAAGGCAUUCCCAUAAUAACAACUCAGGAGUCUUUAAGAAGAAAUCAAACCUAUUUCAGGAAAAGGAAACCUAUGGAAUAUUAUGGGUAAAUUCCCAUGGGAACUUCCUUCCUCUCUUGAACUUCUUGGGGGGUUUUCCACAUUAAGUGUCCCCACCUGCGGUCCUGAGCAUCCCUGAAUUUCUAGUCCUAGCGCGUGCAGAAGUUUGAUGGCUCCGUACCUUUCACAGGCUGCUCUUCACAACUCCGGAAAAUCACAAGGAAGCAGUUUUACACCAACCGUAUUCUUGUUUCUUCUUUUUUCCUUCUUGUUCCUUUCCCCUACACUUAAUUUAUUUCUUAUAUAUAAUAGUAUAAUACUGUUGAAAUCACUUUAACUACUUUCAAGCACCACACAGUAUAAACACGAAAAAAUAAAAGUAAUGGGCUAAAGAUUCCAUCCCAAGUAAAUAUCUGCUUUUCUA
Messenger RNA from Peromyscus leucopus (white-footed mouse), 2542 nucleotides. It is a transcript of the gene Ildr1, whose product is annotated as immunoglobulin like domain containing receptor 1. The record is from RefSeq and is a predicted model, not a curated record. NCBI's taxonomy places the organism in Eukaryota, Metazoa, Chordata, Mammalia, Rodentia, Cricetidae. Gene Ontology annotation, cellular component: plasma membrane. Gene Ontology annotation, molecular function: high-density lipoprotein particle receptor activity.